AUGAAAUUCGCUGUCUUAGAGUGUCUUAUCAUCGGGGCGGGGCUAGUGGCAUCAAGCCCGCUCCGAGUGAUAAUGGUCUCUUCAAGCUCAUCUGAAGUGACGGCCCAUCUUCGUUUUGGGUACCCCGUAGCCCACGCCCACGCUGGGAAUAACGUUGUUACCUUGUCCAACGGUGCUGCUGUGGCUGGCACUCAGCAGCAAUCUGGCGCCGGACGCCGACCUUCGUGCCGCUUCAGGCAGAAGGCUGUCGGGCUUUCCAAUUCAUUCAGGAAAGCCCUUGGAUUACCCCCUAUCGAAGGGCACCCCAAGCCAGAUUCUGAGAUCCACGGCGGUGUUAUUCGCAUCAUGCCAUUCAUCGGUACCCCGCCAAACUUCAUGGCCGCCCCCGGUUCUGGUGAAAUCCAUCCUCAUCACCGCCAUGGUCAUGGCCACCACCAUCAUCAGGUUGGACAGGACGCCACAUUCGUCACACGUCUUCAUUACUCCUUGACGGCUCUGAGUCCUUGGGAGGGACGUGUCAUGGCGUUUGUCCUUGGCUGUGGUAUCGGCGUUCUUUUGAGGAUGCUGUGGGUUCUGGCUGUCAUCUCAUACCGCUCCAUUCGCGGAUCUAAAGACGAAGAAGAGUAUGUCGUUGAGUACCUUGACGCCGAGGAGAUCUUCACAGCGCCGCCCGAUUACACUCUCGCCGAGGAGAAGGCCCCUCUCAUCACCAACGCGGACAACGACGUAAAGACCCCCGUCGCUUAA
Molecule: messenger RNA, 747 nt
Organism: Pleurotus ostreatus (oyster mushroom)
Lineage: Eukaryota; Fungi; Basidiomycota; Agaricomycetes; Agaricales; Pleurotaceae
Exons: 3
Coding region: 1-747 (248 amino acids)
Source: RefSeq, a predicted model, not a curated record